Molecule: messenger RNA, 1218 nt
Organism: Brassica oleracea var. oleracea
Lineage: Eukaryota; Viridiplantae; Streptophyta; Magnoliopsida; Brassicales; Brassicaceae
Exons: 2
Coding region: 1-1218 (405 amino acids)
Source: RefSeq, a predicted model, not a curated record
AUGAGAUCAUCAGUCCCUCGGAACACUCUCGUGCAGAUCACACAACCUCUACCAGGGGUAUGCGUGAUUUUAAAGAUUGUCUACAACAAUGUUCCAUUGCUGACCUUCACUACAGUGGAAAUACCUUCACGUGGUCGAAGUCAUCUUUCUAAGAAGCUGGAUCGUGUUCCCUGCAAUGAUGAAUGGUUGGAAUGCUUCCCUGAGUCUAUAGCUGUCUUUGGAAAACCUGGAAUCUCAGACCACAACCCUUGCUGUACUUUCCUCGACCAGCUCAAGCCUCCUCAGAAACGGCCUUUCAGGUUCUUUUCUCACUUAAACCAUCAUCCGGAUUUCCAUAAUCUCGUCGGAGCAGUCUGGAACUCCCUGCCCAUCCUCGGCUCUAAGAAAUUAUGUGUGUCGAAAAAGCUGAAAGAAAUGAAGGCUUUCAUUCGAACCUUCAACAAGGAAAUUUUUUCAGAGAUAGAGAAGCGCGUUCAAGAAGCCUUUGACCAUUUAACAGACUGCCAGCAUGCCUCCUUCUCUGCUCCAACCUCCCUUAUUGCUGCUGCCGAGAAAUCAGCCCACGACAAAUGGUACACCUUAGCCAAGGCUGAGGAUAAAUUCCUCAUGCAAAGAACAAGAGUUCAAUGGUCAGUUGAUGGAGACGAUGUCAAUUACUUCCAGAACCUAUUGGGAGGUGUCAACACGCUAACAACUUCGUCUCCUCCUGACAUUGCGUCAAUUAUGCAAGUUAAAUGCUCUGCUGAAGCGGUCACCUCUCUUGCAGCUCUGUUCUCUGACCUUGACAUUGAGAAGGCUUUCUUAUCCCUCCCUAAGAACAAGUCCCCGGGUCCUGACGGUUACCCAGCCGAAUUCUUCACUGGAAAUUGGAGGGUGGUUGGGCGUGAUAUGAUAGCUGCUGUGAAGGAAUUCUUGAGCACAGGUGAGUUGUUACAGCAAUGGAAUGCAACCCUCCUUAUUCUGGUUCCUAAAAAGGCCAAUGCAAACAAGAUCACUGAGUUCAGACCCAUCGCCUGCUGCAAUACGGUGUACAAAGUGGCUUCGAAGUUGCUAGCCAACAGGCUGAAAGAUCAUCUCUCGAUGCUAAUUUCCACUUCUCAGUCAGCCUUUGUCCCCGGUCGCUUGCUGGUGGAAAAUGUGCUCUUGGCUACGGAACUUGUCUCAGGGAACAACUGGAAAAAAAUCACCAAGCGUUGCAUGCUCAAGGUUGAUCUCUAG